Molecule: messenger RNA, 1065 nt
Organism: Colletotrichum spaethianum
Lineage: Eukaryota; Fungi; Ascomycota; Sordariomycetes; Glomerellales; Glomerellaceae
Exons: 2
Coding region: 1-1065 (354 amino acids)
Biological process (GO): regulation of transcription by RNA polymerase II
Molecular function (GO): DNA-binding transcription activator activity, RNA polymerase II-specific
Source: RefSeq, a predicted model, not a curated record
AUGGCGCCGCGGAAGCCUCAUCGGAAAUCCCGGGCCGGCUGUCUCCAGUAUUCGGCCAUAAAGCUUUCGAAUUUAGGAUCUGGACCGGAGCUGAACGCCCAGUCUCGUGACACCGUUCAUCCGCCGGCCACCGAGCGACACUACUCCAAGGCCACACGACUCAAGGAACUUCAUCUGAUGCACCACUACGGAACUGCAACGUGCGAGACGCUGGGAGAAAUACCUCAACAGAUUGAACUGUGGAAAACGGCCAUCCCGAAAAAAGCCAUGCGGCAUGAAUACCUCAUGGAUGGCCUCUUAUCCAUCGCGGCGCUCCACUACGCCCACCUUGACCCUUCCAUGGGCUGGGCUUACACAGAGGCUGCCGUCCAAUAUCAAAACUCCGGACUAAUCGGGUAUCGUACGGCGCUCCUCCAUAUCAAUGACGACAACUACGAGGCCAUCUUCAUCUUCUCUGUCAUCCUUACGGUCCUCGGCUUCGCGAUGCCUGCGGCCUAUACGGAACGGCAGCCCGUAUCGCCCGCCGAGACCAUCUUCUCAAUCUAUGAGCUUCUCAAGGGCAUCGCUUUGACCUCACAGGUGUAUUCAGAGGCUAUCCAAAGCGGGAUGUUUAGCCCCCUUUUCCAAAAGGUUGACCGACGCCAUUCGAAUCCAUGCAUCAUGCCGAGCGGACAGGUGGAGGCAGCCAUGGCACGCCUGCGCCAGCGCGCCGGAUUCAUGACAAAAUACGUUGGCACCGAGGCGCAGGAGGUCUAUAUCUCUAGUAUUGACAGUCUUGAGGCGAGCUUCCGCGAUGUUGCGGCGUCACAGACUAUUUCUAUCGUUAUGGCGUGGCCUGUGAUGGUCAAUGACAAGCUGGUCAGCCUCUUCAAACAGGGCGACCCGAUGGCAUUACUGAUCUGGGUUCAUUAUGGUGUUUUAGCGCUCAUGAUUCAUGACCGAUGGUGGGGGAAGGGGUUUGGUGUGCGACUUAUUGAAGAUCUGUGUAGUACUCUUCAUGGUCUCGACCCUGAGUGGGCAUCCUGGACGGAAUGGGCGAGAAAUUGCGCUUUGUUGGCUGUGUGA